AUGAGAAGGAACUCAUCAACGGCUGCAGAGGAAGGGCAAGGAGAACGGCAGUAUAUAUCCCCGUCUGCCUCCCUCAACAUCGACGCCCAACAACCCUUGUCAAUAGCGCGCUCCCGACGCUUCGCAGGCCGCAUUGCGCCUACGACGAUGGCUCGAAGACAACCAGAGUCUCGCCAACCGAAGUCAUUCGGCGAAGGACCAGACGAUGACGACGACGCCGACUAUGGCACCACUUAUGAGGGGACUAGGAGUCAAGGGCGCAGAGGGAAAGAGGCAAAGAAGCAAAGAGGGGGAAUUGAAGAACUCACCAGCAUCUUGCGUCCCCAGAACGGGGUCAGAACCGCCCACCACCGCGUCCUACGUCCCUACAGCAUAUCUCCUCCUGUGCCACCCCCGACCGUUUUCUCUACCCAGCUGUCUAUCCGACGCCGAUUCUGCGUGGGGGCGCGGUCUUCCUCUCCACGAACUCCAUAA
This is a messenger RNA of Pleurotus ostreatus (oyster mushroom), 474 nucleotides long. RefSeq lists its product as uncharacterized. The record is from RefSeq and is a predicted model, not a curated record. NCBI's taxonomy places the organism in Eukaryota, Fungi, Basidiomycota, Agaricomycetes, Agaricales, Pleurotaceae. Bases 1 to 474 code for a protein of 157 amino acids. The transcript is spliced from 2 exons.